AUGAAACAGGGGGUGGCUGUCUUUGAGAAUUUUGCCUCAGUGGAGGAGGAGAAUUCGAUAUUAAGUGAAGUGGAACCUUAUCUGAAACGACUCAAAUAUGAAGACAGCCACUGGGAUGAUGCAAUUAGAGGUUUCAGAGAGACAGAGAAAAAAACAUGGACAGCUAAAAAUAGACCAUUAAUUGAAAGAAUUCAAAAAACUUCAUUUACCCCGUCAUGUUCCAUCCUACCCCACGUUCAUGUCCUUGAUCUUUUGCCUUCUGGGGUCAUUAAGGCACAUGUAGACAGUGUCAAGUUUUGUGGGGAUACGAUAACAGGCUUGUGCCUACUGACCAGCUGUGUGAUGAGGUUUGUAAAUGUUGACGACCAAUCAAAGUAUGCAGAUGUAUUAUUGCCUAGGUACAGCCUGUAUUACAUGAAAAACGCCGCUAGGUACAAGUUCACCCACGAAGUCUUACCAAAUGACCUUUCAAAGUUCAAGGGCCUUCAGGUUCAAAGGUCAAGAAGAAUUGUUGUCCUCUUGAGAAACAAGCCUGUCAUUAAAGGGGAUGGUGAUGUUGAUGGGGGAGAAAGUGAUGAUGUUGGAAGUAGUUAUGGUGGGUACUCCAAGUCCUAG
Molecule: messenger RNA, 615 nt
Organism: Helobdella robusta
Lineage: Eukaryota; Metazoa; Annelida; Clitellata; Rhynchobdellida; Glossiphoniidae
Exons: 4
Coding region: 1-615 (204 amino acids)
Biological process (GO): fatty acid metabolic process; DNA damage response
Cellular component (GO): mitochondrial matrix
Source: RefSeq, a predicted model, not a curated record